Dendroctonus ponderosae (mountain pine beetle) is the source of this 956-nucleotide messenger RNA. RefSeq names its product protein THEM6. The record is from RefSeq and is a predicted model, not a curated record. NCBI's taxonomy places the organism in Eukaryota, Metazoa, Arthropoda, Insecta, Coleoptera, Curculionidae. Bases 209 to 880 code for a protein of 223 amino acids. The transcript is spliced from 3 exons.
UCGGCGCGCGCUAUACAUUCGCCUAUCGAUAACCAUGAAACGGCUCGGGGUUUCAUUGAGCAAUCCGCAAAUAAAGUAAAUAUAAAAAUGCUGCUCACACGUUUUCCUGUUUUCAGUUUAUAAACAUGACAUGAACACGAACCCACUGGUGUUCGCAUUUCUGUAGAAAAUGCCGGUUGCGAUUCACGUUACUUUUUAGUUUUCGAACAUGUUGAACGUAUGCUACUUGCUUCUCGGCAUCGCUGCGUUCCUUUUGAUUUUGUACUUCUUUUUCGAGUUGCAUUAUUUUUUUCGCGCCUUACUGUGCUUGAUCAGUGGCAGAUUUUUCAAGAAACGAUGCCACAUUUUGGAUGAAACCACCAUCAAAGGUGUUUGCCUGUCCAAUGAUGUGGAUUCGCUGCUGGAUCACAUGAACAAUGCCCGCUAUGUGCGAGAGCUGGAUUUUGCAAAAAUCGACUUUUACGAGCGCACCGGCCUCUACAGCAAAUUGGUGGCCAAAGGGGGCUCACUGUUUGCGGGAGCCACCACUAUUCGAUACAGGAGAUUUAUAAAAAUAUUUACCAAGUAUCGCAUCACUACACAGGUGAUCUACUGGGACAAUCAAAACAUUUUUAUCGAGCACCGAUUCAUCACGAAUCGUAGUUUUGUGAACGCAAUCGCCUUGUGCCGUAUCAGGCUGGUGAAUGUGGAUGCCGACGAAUUUAUGAAAGACAUGAUGUUAAAUCUGCCGAAACAGGUGGCCGAUGUGGAACCCGCCCGCAAGCAGAAACCGACCAUGCCGCCCGAACUGGAAAAGUGGAUGGAAAGCAACCAGAUUUCCAGUCUACGCCUGAGAGAGAUGGAUAAGAUUGAAAACAGUGUCGAAGUGUGCAAUGUUUGAGUGCCUGCGGCGCCGCUGCAGCCAUACAUUUAAUUAUACAGUAGUAAUAGGUGAAUACAGUUUAGUGGCCAGUCUG